Messenger RNA from Colius striatus (speckled mousebird), 3819 nucleotides. It is a transcript of the gene DAB2, whose product is annotated as DAB adaptor protein 2. The transcript is spliced from 15 exons. Gene Ontology annotation, cellular component: plasma membrane. Gene Ontology annotation, biological process: positive regulation of endocytosis; receptor-mediated endocytosis; negative regulation of canonical Wnt signaling pathway. Bases 247 to 2340 code for a protein of 697 amino acids. The record is from RefSeq and is a predicted model, not a curated record. Lineage: Eukaryota; Metazoa; Chordata; Aves; Coliiformes; Coliidae.
GUCCUCAGCUGCCAGCAUCUGAUUAAAACCAUAUCUCUCGCUGUGAGUGGCUAACUAAUCUGAAGGCGAGAGUACAGCUGAAUAUUUAACCGGGCCCCCGCUCCCAGCCACCUUCUCGUCUGCAGCCCUCAGAUCAUGCACGGAGCAGCACGAAUCUAGCCGUUUCACAGAUUCUCUUGUUCCAGAGAGGUGAUUCUGAAAGACAUUGAGUUCUCCAAAGCAAGCAUAGCUGACCACCAUCUCAUCAUGUCUACUGAAGCUGAAACUACUAAUAUCAACAGCCAGCCUGAGCAACAGGCUCCACCAAAGACACAACCUUCAAAGAAGGAAAAAAAGAAAGGGCCAGAAAAGACAGAUGAAUCUCUCUUGGCUAGAUUCAAAGGUGAUGGUGUAAGAUACAAAGCUAAACUAAUUGGCAUUGAUGAUGUCCCAGAGGCAAGAGGAGACAAAAUGAGUCAGGAUGCAAUGAUGAAGCUGAAGGGAAUGGCAGUGGCAGCCCGUUCCCAGGGUCAACACAAACAGAAGAUCUGGAUGAACAUCUCACUCUCUGGUAUCAAGAUAAUAGAUGAGAAAACUGGGGUCAUAGAACAUGAGCAUCCAGUAAACAAAAUCUCCUUUAUUGCUCGUGAUGUAACAGACAACCGUGCCUUUGGCUAUAUAUGUGGAGAAGAAGGACAGCACCAAUUUUUUGCCAUAAAAACAGCACAACAGGCUGAGCCUCUGGUUGUUGAUCUUAAGGACCUUUUCCAACUAAUAUACGAUAUGAAGAAGAGGGAAGAAAACAAAAAGAGUGAAGAAGCAAGUAAGACUGAGGGAGUCUACCAGAUGGACUUGUUUGGGGAUAUGUCAACACCUCCUGAUAUGAGCAGUCCCACAGAAACUAAUGAGAUUCUGUUAGUGGAUCUAAAUUCUGAAAUUGAGACCAAACAGACUUUUACAAAAGAGGAUCUCUUCUUGAAUGACGUCACAACUACUCUUCCACAACCAAAGCCACAGCCACACUUCUUGCCUGAGAGUUCUUUCUCUACCAGUCUCAGUUUCUUUCCCACACCUAAUCCAGAUCCUUUCAGUGAUGAUCCUUUCACAAAGCCAGACCAAUUUGCACCACUUUCGUUUGAUUCUAUAAAAUCUGCUGAUCAGAAGAAGGAAAGUGCGAGUACCUUGGCACCAGAGGAUAAUGGGGCUUCAAAUGGGGAUACUGACUACUUUGGCAAAGAGUUUGACCAGAUUUCUAAUAGAACUGGCAAACAAGAAGCAGUAGCAAGCCAGUGGCCACCUGAAUGUAAGUUGCCUGCAGGAAGAACUCCAAAUGGGGUACCAGAGAGAGAACAGAAUGGCUUUCUUAAACUCCCACCAAACCUGUUUGUGGAAGGUCCUUCCAAAGGAGUAUCUCUGCAGAAUGUAGUAAUGCUGGAUUCUGAAAGCAAUAUCCAGCUCGCGUCCUAUGACUCUAUAACAAUUAGCCCACCACCACAAAGUACCAAGCCAGGAAGAGGAAGGAGGUCUGUCAAGACUGCAUCGAGUGACUUAUUUAGCUCAGACCUGUUUGAGCUACCCACAAAGAGCCUUGGCUUGACUUCAGUUGGACAAAGAGGACCUGUGCAAAUUUCUCCAUUGGACCACUUCAAAUAUAUAUCAAAACCUCCACUGGUUCAACUAGGUGGCUUGCCAGUAAGUCCAUCACCAUGGAGUACACAGACACCUACCUUCACUCAGGCACCAUCAGUCUUCUCUGGGUCUGUGAUGCCAGGUCAGCCUACAGGAUUUACUCAAUCACUUGCCUUUGGUACUCAAGUGAUGCCAAGCUGGAAUCAGUCUGCAUCUUUUGGUCCAGCAACUCCUCAGACCUCUAGUCUCUGGUCACAGCCAGCACAAGUUGCCUCUAGUUCAUGGGCACAGCCAUCCAGUGCUGCAAAUCCCUUCCAGAAUAGUGUGUUCCCAUCUUCAACACUGCCUGAUCAAACAUCAUCUGUACUGCCCUCCAUGUCAACAACAACUAGCUUGCCACAGCCUCCACCCAGAACUACAUUGCAGAAGGAGCCAUCCAAGAAAGAGAGAGAUGCUUUUAUUGCUCUGGAUCCACUUGGAGAUAAAGAAAUGAAGGAUGUCAAGGAAAUGUUCAAAGACUUCCAGCUGACAAAGCCACCUGCAGUACCAGCAAGGAGAGGAGAGCAGCAAAGCCACUCAGAACCACCAAAGCCUGUUCUCCAACAAAGUGUGCUGUCGGCUGAUGGCCUUUUUGAAGGUCAAGCUACAACAGACCUCUUCAGUGCCUCAUCUGAGUCUCAGAAGCUUCCUUCUGGUACUUCUGGUGAACCUUUGGGCAACCUAUUUGCAUAGAUUAGGCAUAACCAGAAAAGGACAAAUGGAAUAACUGGACCUCUUCUCACCAUGAUUUUUCUAUAUGUUUCAAUUUGCUGUCUGCCACUUUUGCUGCUGUCUCGUCAUGUCUGUGAUCUAGAACAUGUCCAGGUGGAUGGAAAUGCAAACCCUCAAAGAACAUGCUGUGAAGAUGAUAAUUCAGGGAAAAGCAAAUAAAGAGCUGGACUCAUGCUGGAGACCCAAAUACAAAUUGACAGAUGUUAACUUUACUUUCGUUCUUAGCAAUCUUCCACAGAAGAGCUUAAGGCACAUAUAUUGGAAAGAUGAUCACCACAGCUUCUCUUUCUGUAGCACUUACUAUCCUAAAAUACAGGGACUGAAUUUACCUGGGGAAGAAGUGUUGCCUGUACACAAGAGAAUGGAAUUAGUAGCUAAAACUCUACUUCUUAAACAACUAGGUCAGUUGCCUGUUAUCACAAUGGCAACCAGUUGUAAGGCUAAGUGGAUGAUACUACUCAGUUCUAAUUGGUGACCAGAUAUGUGACUUGGUCUCUGAGUUAUAAAUAUCUAAACUGUAUGGUAAAGUGAAAAAAAAAUCCAAUCUUUUGUCUAUUGAACUAAUGGUAAAAGUAACAUUCUGCCAUAAAUAUGUAAUAAAAGGACUAAUUGUUGUGUCUGUAACAGAACUUCUGGAGUCCUGAGUACUAGAAGGCUGCACUGUAGGGUCAGAUAAGCUGAAACAUUUCUUGUAGAACACUGAGGUAGUCACAGACACUAACUGUUGUUUUGGUGCUAAUAAGGCUUUUUUUUUUUCAGGGAGGGAAAUCUCCUAGGUCUACACUUCUGUUAAGAUGGCAGACAAAUGGAACAAGCAGAUAGGCUUCUUGCAUAUAUCUCAGUGAAUGUCCCUGAUGUUGCUCAGUUUGAGCUGCCACACAGUGUAGUGUGGCAUAUUUCCAGUGUGUUAGAAAGCAAAAAGACAAUCAUGGCUUCACUCCAUGCUUAAGAUUCCUUGUGAAUAGAUGCACCACCUCUGUGCCAUUAAUGUGAGGUAAUCCUCCAUCUCUUGGAAACUGCGCCUUUUCUAAAGAACCUCUUUAUUAACAGAUCUUUAAAUAAGUUGGUUAUAACUGAUGCUAACAACUAUAUUCUUGGCCAGUGCUGAUGGCUGAUGGCAGAGGUUUUUUUCUGUUAAUACUAAGUAUAAGCUUGAAAUAGUAUUGUUAAAUCAAAUGUCUAAGUAGUUGCUAACCUGGAGAGCUAAGAAAGUCAACUUGAAUAUAGCCUUAGUACCCAGUUUGGCCAGUCAUGCAAAUAGUUCUGUAUAUAAACUUCUCUUGCACUUUCUGUAAUGCAAAAAAGGCUAUGAAUAUAAGUAUUUGUCUCAAACUGGAAAUGUAGAAACUCGUGGAUGUUACACUGUUAUAUAAAACUGUAGUAUCUCAAGUGAUGUUACCUAAUGACAUUAAAUAGAAGCAACUAUUCAUGCCAAAUGAA